This is a messenger RNA of Haliotis rufescens (red abalone), 7034 nucleotides long. Its product is annotated as hemicentin-1-like. The record is from RefSeq and is a predicted model, not a curated record. Lineage: Eukaryota; Metazoa; Mollusca; Gastropoda; Lepetellida; Haliotidae. Gene Ontology annotation, cellular component: plasma membrane; axon. The transcript has 26 exons. Gene Ontology annotation, molecular function: cell-cell adhesion mediator activity. Gene Ontology annotation, biological process: axon guidance; dendrite self-avoidance; homophilic cell-cell adhesion. The coding region runs from base 266 to 4546 and encodes 1426 amino acids.
UCAUCCCGUGGUGGCGAUGCCGAUGCAGCUGUUUCGCCAAUAGCACCGUUAUCACGUGGGAUAUGACAUACUUCUUUAAAAGAUUGGUUUUAUGAAAGAAAAUACACAGCGCUGUGUUUUGUAUAACUAAGAGAGAGAGAGAGAGUCAGCCCAGGACGCUGUAUAGGACAUACUAAGGCAGCAGAGGAGACCGGUACAAGGACAUAUCGUGUAACACCAGUACCAUACUAAUCAAAAACAACUACCAUCAACAGUCACAGCAGAGAUGGAGAUGACUACAGCGUUUCUCCUCUCCACACUCUGUACAUUCCUGAUGUCCUGUGUUGGACAAGAUACCUCAAUGGCGCUUCCGGAGUUUGUGACUCACCCCCAGGAAUAUUCGUAUAUCGUGAAGCACCAGCCCGUCACCCUCGCAUGCGAGGCCUACGAUGCCAUGGAAAUUACCUUUAACUGCCUGGGAAUGAAAAUGGAUACCGAGCGUAUGAAGACGUAUGAAAGCUUUGAGCCUGAAUCGGGCCGGAUUUUAAUAAAGGCUACGUUCGACGUAACCGAGAAUGACGUCAGAGGCAUGGAGGAUUACUGGUGCGAGUGCCAGGCCUGGAAUGGUCUGGUUGAAGGGGGAGAGGCAGCACAGCAGUUCACCGUCAGCCGGAGAGGCUUUGUCAUGUCUCCUUAUUUAGGAAAAUAUUUUGUUGAAGAACCCCUAAGUCAGUCUGUGGAAGAGGAUUCUUCUGUUGAGUUGAUCUGCAUUCCCCCUGAAGGUCACCCAGAACCGAAGAUCAUAUGGAAAAAGAAUGGCCAUCGCCUUCACCCUGACAAGGAUGACAACUUGCUCAUCACAGAGUCAAGGUCACUAGUCAUACAGAACUUCCAGAUGACAGACGAAGGCGAUUAUUCUUGUGUAGCUAAGAAUCUGGCUGGCAAAGUUGAAAGCAAUGUUGCUUCACUUACUCUUCAAGACUACAUUGUGGCAGGGGAGACAAAUCUGCUGAUGGCUGAUGAGGCAGAUGAAGAGAUAGCUUCCUUCCUCCAGGUCCCAGAAGCUGAGUACUACACAACGAAGGACACACCAGCAGCCGUUACUUGUUCUGUCAAAGGAGCAGAGUUUCUGGAGUUCAGGUGUAAUGGUGCCCGGAUUGAUGAGAAGCUGAUAGAAAAGGAUGUGACCAACCCUCGGGGAGGCCCUGAGAGGCUCAUCACGUCCAUCUACAAGGUCCCAGCAGAUGCUGUCACCAAGGGAACAGACUACUCCUGCCUGUGUUAUGCCUGGUUCAUGACCGAUGCUGGCUGGUCCGGCAAAGAAACAACUCCUGGAAAUGUAAUGUUGGGAGAACUUGAUGAACGUUUUGGCUCCGAGCUCCAGGACAUGACGGUGGCGCCAGGUUCAACUGUUACAUUCCGCUGUCAGGCGCCCAGAGGAGUCCCAGCACCAAGGAUUAUCUGGACACUAAACAACCAACAGCUUGGUGCCAGCGCUUCUGUAGAGAUUACUGACAAUUCUCUUAUGAUUAAACAAGUGUCCUCCCGAUACGAGGGGCAGAUAAGCUGUGUAGCGCAAAAUGUUGCCGGCACCCGGAGAACAACCGCUACCUUGAAAUUGUCAGAGGAUGCUGAGAUGGUUGACAGCAGUAAAGAAACUACCGACUUCCCCACGACCCUGAUGACAACCCCUCCAUCUGGUACCGCCUACUUCAACCAGGACCUGGAAGAAGUGUACUACGCAGCAAGGCGACGCCCAGCAGAGCUCUCCUGCACCUUCAUCGGUGCCAAUCUCCUCACCGUCCGCUGCAACGGCAACCGCCUAGCUGCAGACCGAGUUACCACUAAGGAGGAUGUGAUCAAUGGCGAAAAAAGCAUCACAGGCACUGUCCAGGUCCGACUGCAAGAAGUCCGCGGAGCUUCUGCAGAAUUCUCUUGUAUGUGUAUGGGAUGGGUUGCAAAGGAUGGUGCGUGGUCAACCAUUGAAGGCCAGAGAUCAGUAAUCAAAGAAGCAUUCUUAGACAAAGCCUUCCUGGUUGAACCACAGAACGUCGAAGUGAUGGUGGGACGCACAGCCGUGUUUGACUGUGUACCCCCUCAAGGAGGGCCUGACCCCCAGGUGUACUGGACAAAAGAUGGCCAGAGGGUGGACACAUCCAAUGAGAAUUAUGAGCUUGUUGCCGACGGCAGCCUGACAAUCUUCACUGUUCAGAGAGAGGACAUCGGUGCCUACACCUGCGUCGCUGAAAACACUGCAUCGGCCACUGCAUCAUCAGCAGCUCUACUGUCUGUGAUAGGAGAUUCUACUGAUGUCAUGGAGCCAGAGACAACCAUCACACCUCAACCAGAAACAACCCAAGAAAUGAUGGAAGAGACAACCACAGAAGUAGAUCUCAGCUCACCGAUCCCAAUCUUUAUCCGAAAACCAGAACCAGUCUACUACAUUGUCCGUGAACGCCCCGCCAGCAUCACCUGCCGCACCCUUGGUGCUGAAUACCUCAUCUUUGAGUGCAACGGAGCCAGACUCCCAGAAAAGUUUAACGAAACCUACUCUGCUAUUGAUCCUGAAACCAGAAAAAAGAUUCUUGAGAGAACAGUCAACUUCGAUCGCAAGACAGUGGACGCAGUAGACAACUACACAUGCCAAUGUAGUGCUUGGUACGCCGACGCCGUCAAGCAAGGCUGGUCUAUGCUAAAUAUGCCUACAAGAGUUGAGAUUGCUUACCUGAAGAAGCGUUUCCAGAAAGAUCCCCCGAAGUCACAGAAAGUAGAUGCUGGUUCCACCGUUCAGCUUGCCUGCAUGCCCCCCGUGGGCAACCCAACCCCCACAGUAAGCUGGCUCUUCGAUGGUGAUGCUGUUGAUGCUGAGGAUGAAAACAUCAUAGUGUCCAGUGAAGGAAGUUUGAUCAUCAGUGAAGCUCAAAUGACAAAUGACGGCAACUAUACUUGUGUUGCUGAAAAUGUUUACGGAAAAAGAUAUUCAAAGUCUGGGGUCAUUCGAGUCAUGGGAGAUGAACCUACACCAGAGCCAACUGAUGGUACUGAUGUUGGAGUGUUCAUAUCAUCGGAAGUUCCAACCUUUACACAGGAGCUGAAUGAGACCAUCUUCGUUGUGGAUGAAAAGGCAACACUUACCUGCGCAGCUAUGCAAACUGGGAAGAUUACCUUCUUGUGCAAUAACGAAGAAGUAGCAGAAGAACGUAUAACAUACAGAAAUGAGAAAUCAGAUGAUGGGGAAAUGGUUUUAGUAGCAUCAAUGGACGUUAUGGCAGACAGUAUCAUUGACAUAUCGGAGGAAUAUGCUUGUGAAUGCCUGGCUUGGUACAAACUAAGUGAUAACGAACCAGAGCAGUCUGUAAACAGUCGCCGUGGACGUGUGGAAAUUGCAUACCUCCAGGACGACUUUGUGUUAGAGCCCUCAAGCAAGACAGUAAAAAUGGAUACAAUGGUCACCUUGCAAUGUGUGUCACCCGAUGGCUUUCCCCGACCAGUGAUAUCAUGGUUUUUUAAUGGAAAGCUGUUGGAUUUCAAUGCCAAUGACAACCUCCUGUACUCCCGUGAACAAUCAAUUGUCAUUUUGCAAGUAGGGGAAAAGGAUGCCGGAUCAUAUUCAUGUGAGGCCUCAAAUAUUGCCGGGACGCGAAGAAGUGGCGAAGCGACUUUGACCGUUGUUGGAGACAGCACAACAAGCAUGCCCGAACCUGAACCCGAGACAACUGCAGAAAUAUUUGAGGGAAAUGUUACUACGGAAGACGCGACAUAUGUCACGUCGGACAUUAUGCCAUCUGCGGAAUAUACGACCGAGAGUAUGCAAGAAGGAAAUAUGGUAGAAAAUGAUACCAUGUAUCAUGGAAUAGGAACCGAAUCAGGUCAUAACACUGAUGAUGGCACACCCGAGCCAGAGCCAGAAGGAAACGGCAACAAUCAAGGAAUAAUGUUCCCGCAUCCUGAGUGUAGCAAACUGCAGGCCUGCUAUCAGUCAUUCCUUCCAACCUUUACUCCCAAUAAUUUCAAAACUCAUAAAUCUUGCGACCAACUGCAACAGUUUUUCACAUGUGCACAUGAUGCCUUGAUGAUGUGCGGCGUCAACAGUGACCAACAACAGGCAACGCUGGCUGACAUGACAGGCUGGUUUGACGAGUAUUGUACAAGAUUGCCCCGUGAUGACAAGGUCUCCAUGAAGUGUGGGUCCUAUGGCACCUGCCGCCCUCCGAUCACAGUGCAAACCCAGCCGAAGGAUCUCAUUGACGUCCCCAUGUUGUGCAACUAUAUCCAUAAAACAACAGAAUGCAGACAGCUUGCGCUGGCAGAUUCCGAGUGCAUGGUGAUGAAGAAGAACAAGAUGAAGAAUGAUCUCCACUAUCUCGAGACACAGGCACAAAAAUACUGUCCCACAGGCACAUCUAAAGACAAUGAAGCAGAAGUGACUCAGGCUCCUGUGACUGGCAUCAAUGUUGGUAAAGUUGAGAAGGAAGAACCAAAUGGUGCCGCCAGUAUGACAACAGCCUCAGUCCUAGUGUCAACCAUUAUCCAAGUCCUUGCUAUCUUAGUAAUAAGCUUUAGGUAGAACUCCUACAAAUUCUAGCCCAUAUUUCAAUUUAACAUCAGUUUGUUCAUGUGGUCACAGCUAUUUGAAAUCUAUGUGUUGUAAGAAUUCUUUCUACUGUACAGCAUCUUAUGUUCAUCAAAAUUUUUAGCAGUAGUCCUUUGGAGAGUACUUGUGGUUAUCUCCCUUUUGUAGAUUGUCGCCAUUUUGGAUUUUCUCUAUUUUUGCAAAAAUAUCAUUUUGUUGAGUUAUAGUGAAUUAAUACAAGAUGAAUUAAUUCAUCAUUCUAUCUAGAAAGACCAUAAGACCACUUAGAUUAUAGCUUGUACCACAAAUGGCUGUUGUGUUGAUAUGACUCCAGCAACAAGAGUCAUAAAUGAUAUUACAAAGAGUCAUACUGACUAUGUGCCUAAAAUGUAGGUAUGAUCAUUGAUGCUGUAACCCUGAUAACCGACAACUACUUCGUCACUCUGAGUUGUCCCGUUACUAGUAUUCAAUAUGUGUAUUCAUUCAUACUGAGUAGGUAAAUAUCUGAAAAAUUCUUUUUAAUUAAAAGUUAUAAAUUUAAACUAAUUGUAAUGAACUAUUCAAAUUAUUAUGUAAUAUUUCUUUUAUAAUUCUCUUGUACAAUAUUCCAAACACAUACAUUUUAAAAUUAUUGAUAUCAAGGUAUCUCUGUGGUAAUAUUAUCAGACACAGAAGUAAGAAUAUAUUAAGAUAAUAUGGCUAUGUAAAUCUAUAGAUUUGUCAUCCAAAAGUGCCAUAACUUAUUAUAACAUGGAUUAACUUAUGCUUGAAUUCUUUGUGCCAAAAUAGUGUCACAAUCAGAACACAAUCUCUGACUGCUUGACUUGAUGAUAUUGACAUUAAAGGUUUUGUGUAUACAGAUGCUCCCAGUUAUACGAAACUUCCCCAACAAAGUGUGCCAUAUUUGUCAAUAAAUGUGUUUGUGCUGAUAGAUGACAUUUAGACACUGUGUGCCAGAGCAAACUUCAUAUGGCAGCCGAAAAAAGGGAGAUACCUGUUGGGGAGGUUGGGUCUUCUAGUUAUCAUCAAUGGUAGAUUUUGUAGUUACCAUAGCAACAGGAUAACUCCAGUCUCUUCAAUGUGCAUGGUGCCUUUUGAUCCGAAGUAACGUGCCAUCAUAUGUGAUCUUUGAACAGGAAACUUAAUUCUAAAACUCAAUAAAUAUUUUGUUGAUGUAACAUUUUCAAAAUAUGGUUUGGGCAUGUUUUUCAUAUUGUUCAUUGUUCUUAUAUGAUGAAUUGAUUAAGCAGGCACUUUCGACUAUUUUUCAAGAAGUAAAUAUUUGUAACUGAGUCUAAAUUGGAUGCAAGGUGUCAUUUUUAAACAGGAUGCGCUCCUUACCAUUGAAUUUCAUAAUUUAUUUAUUAAAAUGACCACCUUUUGUUAAAACACACAUUAAACAGAAUUAAAUAUUUUUUAGAAACCGAAAUCUGUUCUUAGGUUUGGAAUCAGUGGAUACGACCACAAAUGUCCAUUUUAGGGAGUAUUUGCAAAUUUGUGCCUGUUUAAUUGACCUGUGUUGCAACGAUCUCAAAGCUGUGUGGUAUAUGGUUGUGUUUGUGAGGUGUAUAGUUUCCGUAUAUCCCCUAAAUAUUAAUCAACAGAUUUUCCUAUCCUCUCAGUAAAUCAGUUAGAUACCAUUGUACAUAUUUACUCAUCAUGUGUACACUCUUAAAAGUUUGGUUUUUGAAAUUCUUAAUUUUGUCUGAGAGUCUUGUUGUUAUUUCAAUAACAUUCACUUUCUGGUGCAGAGAAACUGUAAAUACUUUCAUUUUGUUGUACAUUGGUUUAAGAAUAUAAUUUUGAAACUAUUUUUUUUCCAAGAAGGCAGUUUCUUGAUGUUUGGAAAGACAAAGGCUUGCACAAAAUGAAUAACUGUUCAUGAAGGUACAUUUCAGUAUGCGUUUGAUAUAUUUCAUGAUUUUUGUAGAUUUUGUAUCACAAUCUUGUACAUCUUGUAAAAUAGGAGACAAAAGAAACUUGGUCCUUGAAAAUUAGUUCAUUGAUUUUUGUGUAUUACGAUCAGAAAUGAAACAGUCUCUGUUUUAAUAUUCUGCUUAAAUGGUUUUGUUGUUAUUUAUUCUCCAUGCACAUUCAAGAGACUGAUCAUAUUUAAUUUUUUGUACCACCAAGAUAACUAAUUUUAUUACUAUUAUGUUAUAUUAUUAUUCAUACACUCAUUGUUUCUUGCAAAAGGAUGUAGCAUUUAUGUUUGUAUAUUUCAUUCGUGUCCAUGUUGGUGGCUGCCAACAUCGUAGAUUUUUUCAAAGAUUCAUAAAAUGGAUUGAGAUCAUGAAAUGUUUGUGCCCCAGAUUUCACAUAAGAAUCAGUGCCUAGGAAGCUAGUAUCUGUGAUUAGCCAAUCAGAAUCGUUUGUGCCAGAGAGGAUAGAGAAAUUACUAUACUUCUUUAUACUAAAACUGUUUGAGAUCCUACUGUCUUCCAUUUAGGUGUUUUUAUAAUAAAAUUUUGUGUACAAAGUG